This is a messenger RNA of Micropterus salmoides (largemouth bass), 3814 nucleotides long. It is a transcript of the gene gga3a, whose product is annotated as golgi associated, gamma adaptin ear containing, ARF binding protein 3a. NCBI's taxonomy places the organism in Eukaryota, Metazoa, Chordata, Actinopteri, Centrarchiformes, Centrarchidae. The record is from RefSeq and is a predicted model, not a curated record. Gene Ontology annotation, molecular function: ubiquitin binding; phosphatidylinositol binding; small GTPase binding. Gene Ontology annotation, biological process: intracellular protein transport; vesicle-mediated transport. Gene Ontology annotation, cellular component: trans-Golgi network. Bases 72 to 2411 code for a protein of 779 amino acids. The transcript has 17 exons.
AGCAACGCCCAUUUGUCCGACAGCACCUGAAGGCAGCAGCAGUCACGCGUUGUUUGCUUCACUGAGCAAAUAUGGCGGACGAUGGCGAGUCGCUGGAGUCCUGGCUUAACAAAGCCACCAACCCUUCCAACAGACAGGAAGACUGGGAGUAUAUAAUGGGAUUCUGUGACCAAAUCAAUAAGGAGCUAGAAGGGCCACAAAUAUCAGUUAGACUGUUGGCUCACAAGAUUCAGUCCCCUCAGGAAUGGGAGGCGAUGCAAGCAUUAACGGUUCUUGAGGCUUGUAUGAAGAACUGUGGGCGAAGGUUUCACAGUGAAGUUGGGAAAUUUAGGUUUUUAAAUGAAUUAAUUAAGGUUGUUUCACCUAAAUAUCUAGGAGACAAAGUGUCAGAGAGAGUGAAGACAAAAGUGAUUGAGAUGCUGUACAGUUGGACUACGUCUUUACCAGAGGAAGCAAAGAUCUCUGAAGCGUAUCAGAUGCUGAAGGCACAGGGUAUUGUUUCAGUUGACCCAGAAAUCCCUCUUGAUGCCACAUUAAUACCAUCACCUUCUCCACGACCCAAGAAUCCUGUGUUUGAUGAUGAGAAGAAGAGCAAGAGAUUGUCAGAGCUGCUGAAGAGCAAAAAUCCUCAAGAUCUGCAAGAGGCCAAUCGGCUCAUCAGGAACAUGGUCAAAGAGGACGAGGUUAGAACACAGAAAGCGACAAAGCAAAAAAGCACACUGGAAGCAGUCAACAACAGCGUCAAACUCCUUAAUGAGAUGCUUGCUCACUUCAGUCUGGAAGGCUCCACGGGCAGCGAAAAGGAGCUCAUUCGGGAGUUGUAUGGUGAUUGUGACAAGCUCAGGCAAACAGUGUUUCAGCUCGCUACUGAGACGGAGGAUAAUGAUGGCAGUUUGGGAGACAUUCUGCAGGCCAGUGAUGACCUUUCCCAUGUCAUUAAUUCCUAUAAGAAGAUUGUGGAAGGACAGACCAUCAAUGGAGAGACUGAAGAAGCCCAACAAACACAGUCAUCACUCAGACAAGGCGCUGGUUACACAAACCGGUCAGAGAUUCUGAUUGACCUGCUGGGUCUGGACAUCCAGAGCAUCUCUCUACAGGAGCAGCAACCCCCGCCAUCCUCUCGGUCUAUUCCUGCUGACCUGCUGUGUGGGUCUGCCACUGACCCUCAGUCGCCCAGCCCCAGCACACCCUCUGCAGCACUCUCUCUGCUGGAUGAAGAGCUUCUGUCUUUAGGCAUCAACGAACCUAUUCCAAGUAAAUCAACACAUGGAAACCUGAGCAAUCAUUUGCCAUCUUUAGAGUGUUUUUAUUACCAUGAAUUCCAGAAUUCCAGUCAGGAUUUUGAUCAUUUUGACACCACCUCGUCUUCGGUUCCUGCCUUCUCUACAUCUUCGCUUCUUCCAGAUGCCCUUUCUAUGACAGCCCCCGUUAGCCAAACCAAGUCUUCUUCAACUGCCUCUACAUUAAGCUUCCCUGGGCUCGUCUUCUCCAUGCCUCCAGUUUCUACAAAAUCUGUCUCAAAUACAUCAGUUAUAUUCCCACAGCCCCUCAGUUCAGUAUUGACCACCACGGCACCACCUGCCAUUUCUCAAACAUUCAGCAAAGGCGCGCCCGCUCGUUCAGCCACCACUGUCUCUCCACAACAGGUCUCCAUUUCAUCUGCAGCGUCCCACUCGCCUUUAACGUCUCUCAGUCACAAUCUGCAAGACCUUGCCUUGCUGGAUCUGGGCAGUCCUAAAAAUAUGCCACCUGGUUUGAUGGACUUUGGCAGCUUGUUGGACAAGAGUGAGGAUCUGCACACUCCUGCUACCAUUACUUCUAGAGUCACCUCCAACACAUCCACCUCAUUGCUCCUUGGACGGAUCCAAGGAGGGUCCACUCCCCCACCUGCCAAUAGUCAGGCAGAUGACAGCCCUCUGUUACGCUCUCUGUCCCCCAUCCUCCCUCUGAGCCAUGCCAGUCCAGAAAAAGAGGUGUCCCUGGCCGAUGUCUUCGUCCCCUUGGAUGUCAUCAAGCCAAGCAAAGUGUGUCCUGUGACGGCAUAUGACAAAAAUGGGAUCCGUGUUCUGCUGCAUUUUGCCACUGACUGUCCAGCAGGCAGACCUGAUGUACUGGUGAUGGUGGCAUCCAUGCUUAACACAGCCCCGCUGCCUGUCAGGAACAUUGUUCUGCAGGCUGCUGUGCCCAAGAUGAUGAAAGUGAAACUGCAAUCACCCUCAGGGACAGAGCUGGCCCCUUUUAACCCAGUCCUUCCCCCCGCUGCCAUCACUCAGGUUAUGCUACUUGCAAAUCCUCUCAAGGAAAAGGUUCGGAUGAGAUACAAACUGACAUUCAUGCUGGGAGAGCAGCCACACACGGAAGUGGGGGAGGUGAAUGAGUUCCCGCCUGCUGACAGAUGGGGGGCUCUAUAGUCCUGCCUACUCCUUCAAGCUGACCCGACUUCUUUAACAAUUGCGUUUGUCAGUGCAGCCCAGAGGUCAAGAGAAAAGGACAGUAUGGAAGGCUUUUAAGAAAAAUUUACAGAAUGAUCUAAGUUUUAAUGGACCCUUUUGAAUGAGUUUUUCUGCUUACAAUGGCCCACUGAAGUAGCCAAAGUCCUGCAGCAUACAUCCAACUUUAGUACAGUGCUAGAGAAAUUGAGUGAAGUAGUUUUAUGUGGGGAAAUCAGUGGUAAUUUUAAAUAUUGCCAAGUUGUUAUUAGGUUUACUGUUUGCUGUUCAUAUUUACUCCUGUCCCUCAAUCACGUCAGAACUGAUUAGAGAAUACUUUUGGAUCCCAGACAGUCUUAAUAAUAAGCAAAAACACAUGUGUAAAGAGAUUGUGAAGCCAGGGUCAUAAGGGCAUGUGACCAGCACUUCACAUGAUUUGCUGCUGCUGAUGUAUGAUAACAAUGUUUUGCGCUGAAGACGUUAGACUGGAGCAGAAUAUUGCUCCUCUGUGGCUAAAUAAAAGGCACUCAGAGUGGCUGAUCAAGAAUCAGUUGCUCUCAGUUGACUUCUUCCAAUAUGCCACACAAUUACUACUGAAUACUUUGUGUUAUGAGUUCUAUACUAACUCAUAGCUCAGACUAUUGUUAUGUUUUUUUAUUCAUUCAGUAUUUAUUGUCAUGAAUGUGUUUAUUUAUUCUAGUUUGGGGAAGAAGGUAUCAGAUCUUUUAUUUUCCUGUAUGGUAUAACAAUAGACAGUUUUAUUUCUUCUGCAUACUCUUGUUAUGAUGGACACUUUAAGUAUUGCAGUGAGAAAGGCACAGAUCAGUAGUGGUCUGUCUAAGAGCCUUUAAUCUUACCAAAUAUUCAAUAGAUAUUUUAUAAUAUGUUACAUUACGUAGCAACAGGGUGGACAUGAAUUACAUGUCCAGGGCGUGCACUCUGGAUAGCAUUUUAUUAUAGAAAUGUAAUUCCUGUAAGAUAAAACGGCUAAAGUUAAUGCCAUGUAUAGCUUUGCUCUUGCUCCUGCAGUUAGACCAUGUUGUGGAAACCAAGCUAAAGGGGUAGGUUAUUCCCUUGGGUCAAGUGUAAAUGUUUAGCUUGUGUGAGAGAUUCAUACAUCAAACUAGGGAAAUGUUUCUUUGGAUAAGCCUUGGAAAAAAACUUGGUGGUUAAUUCAAAGCAUUAGUCGUAGGAGUGCUCAUAAAAAACUGAUGACUGAUCUUUCUGGGGCUAUCAGUGCUAUAUAGAAUAUUCUCAACAUAUUUCUUAUAAGAUUAUUUAUUUGUCUUAGAUUGGUAAAUGAACUUGACAUUGCAUAUUUUUGAAAAGCGAUUUAUGUGCAUGGAACAAUAAAGAAUGAGAUGGAUUUAUUUGUAUUACAAUUC